AUGACCUUCGGACGGACGUUCAACGUGGUUGGAGCGCACUGCGGCGGCGAAGUCUGCGAUGUCGUCGUCGGGGGCGUUCUCGAUGCGCCUGGCAAAACAAUGUUCGAGAAGAUGAUGCACUUCUGGAAAAAGAGAGACAACCUUCGGAACCUUCUCCUCAACGAACCCCGUGGCUCAUCGUCCAUGUGCACCAACCUGGUUCUUCCGCCCUGCAACCCGGAAGCUGACGCCGGCUUUAUCAUUAUGGAACAUGAAGAGUAUCCGCCCAUGUCCGGAGCGAACACUAUCGCGACAAGCACCGUCCUCCUCGAAACGGGCAUGGUGCCGAUGCAAGAGCCUACUACUACUCUGAAGCUGGAUACAGCCGCGGGGUUAGUUACAGUGACCGCCGAAUGCGAGGCCGGAAAGGCGAAGUACGUUGAGUUCCAAAACGUCCCGGCAUUUGUGUAUGCUUUGGAUUUGGACAUUACUGUCCCUGGAUUUGAUAAGCCUGUCAAGGUCGACAUCGCGUAUGGAGGGAUGUGGUAUGCGCUUGUGGACGCUGCCUCAGUCGGUCUUCAGAUUGCAUCAGAGAAUGGACGUGAGCUUGUUGAAGUGGGCGAGCGCAUCAAGAAAGCUAUUCAGGCACAGACAGACCCGAUACACCCGGAGAAUCCUGAGAUUAGGGGUGUCACCGUUUUUGAGUUUACCAACCCUCUUACUAGCUCGGGAAACAAUAAGGAGGCUGUCAACACGGUCGUGGUUUCGCCCGGUCGGUUGGAUCGCAGCCCCUGUGGAACGGUUAGGAGCGAAGCUAAGGUUGGGGAGUACGAUGCUAUUGUGCCGGCGGUUAAGGGUAGUGCUUGGAUCACGGCCUUCAAACAGGUUCUACUUCACCCAACAGACCCCUUUCCAGAGGGCUUCAGAGUUGGGGACAAGUGGCAUCUUAGCUAG
Molecule: messenger RNA, 933 nt
Organism: Colletotrichum chrysophilum
Lineage: Eukaryota; Fungi; Ascomycota; Sordariomycetes; Glomerellales; Glomerellaceae
Exons: 2
Coding region: 1-933 (310 amino acids)
Molecular function (GO): 4-hydroxyproline epimerase activity
Source: RefSeq, a predicted model, not a curated record